ACAACAUAAAAGUUUUUGCAAGUUUUCCAAACACUUCAUUCUCCAAAAAAAGGAAAAAAAAAAAAAAAACCUAAAAAAAAGUUACAUUUAUAUAUUGCUCAAUAAAAUAAUAUUAUUCGGUUGAAAAACUCUCCGUCCCUACCAAACGCUCACCGCCUCCCUUCUUUUUCUCUAUGGUGUCUGUCCCGUAUCUUCCAUCGUUCGUUCGAGAGAGAGUAGGGUCCGCACAACAAUGGCGUUUUUAUCAUUCGUUGGGAGAGUUCUUUUCGGCUCCGUGUUCAUAGUCGCCGCUCGGCAAGAGUUUAAUGAAUUUGGUGUUGAUGGAGGGCCCGCAGCGAAAUACCUCAGACCAAAGCUUAAUGUUUUCUUGAAACAUGUGUCAACCAACACUGGCUUGCAGCUUCCACAAAUUGAAAUUGAACACCUUGUUGCAGCAGCUAUAGCCUUGAAGGGCAUUGGAGGCUUUUUUUUCAUUUUGGGCGGCUCUCUUGGAGCAUAUCUCCUGCUUUUGGAUCAGGGAAUUGUUACUCCAAUCUUGUAUGACUUCUACAACUACGAAACUGACAGGAAAGAAUGUGCUCUACUCUUCAUCAAGUUCAUGCAUAAUUUGGCUUUGUUUGGAGCUUUGCUUUUCUUCAUCAGCAUGAAGAACUAAACGACAUCCGACAAGUCAAGAGGAAGGCUACCAAAACAAAAACAGUUUAGGAACAGCAUGGAUUGGUCUGUCUAUUUGCUCGGGCGCCAGUUGUAGGGAAGUUUUGUAUGCUUGUUAUUGGACUUUUAUACCAUUUACUUUUUCUUAAUUUUUUCUUCAUUUCGGGCACUUGAUAUCUUAUUCCAUUUGAGAUGUGAAUUUUUGUUUGUUUUGGGGGCAGUACAUGAACUCUACUCAAAUUGAGGAGCGAGAGGGCUACAGAUACACCUAACUUUGUUCGCUGUGAUUUCAGUAUCACUCAUAUUGGUUUUUAAGAAAAAGUCAUUUUCAAUCUGCUGCAUGUUUGAGUUAGCGUGCAUGGAAGGAUGAAUAUAGUCUGUCUGGGAAUCUGUGUCUGGCGCUGUGUAUUUGAAUUUGGGAACUCCAAAUAUAGAAAUAUAGAUGCACUGUUUGGAAUAA
This is a messenger RNA of Malania oleifera, 1114 nucleotides long. RefSeq lists its product as uncharacterized. The transcript is spliced from 5 exons. The record is from RefSeq and is a predicted model, not a curated record. Bases 233 to 655 code for a protein of 140 amino acids. NCBI's taxonomy places the organism in Eukaryota, Viridiplantae, Streptophyta, Magnoliopsida, Santalales, Ximeniaceae.